Messenger RNA from Eupeodes corollae, 558 nucleotides. RefSeq lists its product as uncharacterized. Gene Ontology annotation, biological process: DNA integration. The record is from RefSeq and is a predicted model, not a curated record. Gene Ontology annotation, molecular function: nucleic acid binding. The coding region runs from base 1 to 558 and encodes 185 amino acids. Lineage: Eukaryota; Metazoa; Arthropoda; Insecta; Diptera; Syrphidae. The transcript has a single exon.
AUGGUACAAAAAGAAAUAAGGAAAGACAAAUCGCUUCUCAAAAUUUUCAAUUGCAUCGCAAAUGGUUGGCCAAAGUCUUCGAAGGAUCUUCCUUUAGAUGUCGUUCCAUUUUUCAACCGACAUAAAACCAUCAUCAUAGUAGAUAACUGCCUUAUGACAUUAGAUAUAGUUAUUAUUCCUGCUAUUUUUCAAAUAAGGAUCCUGAAACAGCUACACAGAGGUCAUCAAGGAAUACAGCGCAUGAAAUCUAUAGCACGAUCAUACGUUUACUGGCCCAAAAUCGAUACAGACAUCGAGAACAACCAUGUCAAACAGUGUCAAAAUUGUGCAUCCGUUGCAAAAUCUCCGACAAAAACAGAACUCAGUUCAUGGCCAGUACCACAUGAACCCUUGGAGAGGAUUCACAUAGACAUCGGUGGACCAGUUCGAGGUAAAUAUUACUUGGUAAUGGUAGAUUCUUAUUCCAAUUGGCCGAAAGUAGCACAAAUAACGACAAUAACAACAACUGAAAUAAUAAAUCAACUACACGAAUUUGUGAGCAGAUAUGGUCAGCCAUAA